AUCCGGGAACACCACCGAAAAGUCAGGAAGGAGGCCAAAAAACGUGGUCGCAAAAAGCCCAAGACAGACACCAGUGUUCCCAGUGCUGCACCAUUUAAGGAAGAGCUUUUACGGGAGGCGGAGCAAAGAAAACAGAGGCUUGAAGAACUAAAACAAAAGCAGAAGCUCAACAGACAGAAAGAACAUGAAAAGAAGAGGAAGCUUGAAGCCAAAAAGAAUGCAGCCAAAAUUAAGGAAAAUGUAGAGGGAAAGGUAGGUGAAUCCUCUGGCAAAUUCAAAGCAAAGACUAACAAAUUUCUGGAUAAAAAUUCAAAGAAAUCAUUCUGCAGAGAGCUCGAGAAGGUGAUUGAGGCCUCAGAUGUGGUUCUAGAGGUUUUAGAUGCAAGAGAUCCAAUGGGCUGCCGGUGUCCUCAACUGGAGCAAGCUGUAACUUCCUCUGGAGGAAACAAAAAGCUACUGUUGGUUUUGAACAAAAUUGAUUUAGUGCCAAAGGAGAAUUUAGAGAAAUGGUUGAAUUAUUUGAAGAAGGAGUUGCCAACGGUUGCUUUUAAAUCAGCAACGCUGAUGCAGGACAGGACUAUGCUGACACAUGUCAAAAGAAGAAGACGUGCAAGUGUUGAUUUAUCAAGACCCACGGAAAGUUUUGGAAGCAAAUGCCUUUUGAAACUUCUUCAGGAGUAUGGCAGGACUCAAAACAAAGCCAUUCAGGUGGGGGUAGUAGGUUUCCCUAACGUGGGAAAGAGCAGCAUAAUCAACAGUCUUAAAGGAGUUCGUGCUUGCAAUGUUGGCCUAACAAGAGGUGUUACCAAGUCCAUGCAAAGUGUGCAGGUUGAUAAACAGAUGAAGAUUUUAGACAGUCCAAGUAUAAUUGCAGAUCCUUCCAACAGUGCCUUGGCUCUGGCCUUGAGAAGUAUCAUAGACACCGAAGAAUCAGGCUCAGCAGAUGUGCUUGAAGGAGUAGAUGCCAUUCUAAAUCACUGCAGUAAACAGCAGGUAAUGAUCCACUAUAAUAUCCCAGAUUUCAGGAACACUGAAGAGUUUUUAACUUUACUUGCUCAGAGAAGGGAAUCUCAGAGACCACCACCCUAUCUUACAGAAGACAAAAUAGCUGAAAUGCAGGCGGGCUUUAAUUUAAGGAGUCUAGAAGAAGAAAACAACGACACUGUUCAAGCUUUAAAAUACCGCAGCCCAGCAAGCAGCAUAAUUUUCCAGUCAGCUGGUAUGGCAAAUGGGACAAUAGAGGAAAAUAAAGGGGAGGAGGAAGCAACAGAGUGGGAAGACCCGGAAAUAAGCAAGGAGGGAGAAGAAGAGGAGGAGGAUUUCAGUGAAAGUGAUGAUGAUCAAGACAAUAUGGAAGAAGAAAAGAAUGACAAAGAGGAAAGCAAAGUUCAGGUCACCAGGCAAGCAGAGCUUGGACAACAACAAAGUCCUACAAAUUCAGAAAAGCAGAUAGCAGAAAAUGAACAUUCCAAUUCACUAACAGUCAGUUUGGAUAAGACAGCAGAGGAAGACGAUGCCUACGAUUUUAAUACAGAUUAUGUGUGA
Messenger RNA from Apaloderma vittatum (bar-tailed trogon), 1545 nucleotides. RefSeq names its product guanine nucleotide binding protein-like 3 (nucleolar) (gene GNL3). Gene Ontology annotation, cellular component: nucleolus. The transcript is spliced from 13 exons. The annotation marks the transcript as partial. The record is from RefSeq and is a predicted model, not a curated record. Lineage: Eukaryota; Metazoa; Chordata; Aves; Trogoniformes; Trogonidae. Gene Ontology annotation, molecular function: GTP binding.